Molecule: messenger RNA, 5778 nt
Organism: Bicyclus anynana (squinting bush brown)
Lineage: Eukaryota; Metazoa; Arthropoda; Insecta; Lepidoptera; Nymphalidae
Product: NEDD8-conjugating enzyme UBE2F
Exons: 3
Coding region: 206-760 (184 amino acids)
Source: RefSeq, a predicted model, not a curated record
CACUUGACAUCACAAAAUCACAAAUGACAAAACUCAAAAAUGAAAUGAAAUUUUUAUAAUUACUUCUCUAAUUUUAUACUGCACUGCAAUUUUGUAAAGUACGUAGUUUCGCUAGAAAAAUUCUAGAAUAUUGUGUAAAAUAGCCAUAAAUGUUUUUAUAACCAAAAGGAUCUCACUAUUUAUAAGAUUAAUUAGGUAAUAAACAAUGAUAACGCUUAAUAGGAAAUUAAAAAAAGAACAUACGGAGCCACAGAAUGGAAUAACAGUGGAACCUGCUAGGAGGAUAUCGAUAAGAGAUAAGUUAUUGGUGAAAGAAGUUCAAGAGAUGAAUGAGAACCUGCCUGUGACGUGUUCUGUGAACUUUGAGGAUCCUAACCUUUUGAGCGAGUUUGUGUUGACGGUGGCCCCUGACGAGGGCUACUGGGCGGGGGGGAAAUUUAAAUUUAGUGUUUCUGUGACUGAAGACUAUAAUAUGGCGCCUCCUAAAGUGAAGUGUCGAACAAGGUUGUGGCAUCCGAACAUUAAUGUGGACGGAGACAUUUGCCUGUCCCUCCUGCGUCAGACCUCUAUAGAUGAACACGGCUGGGCUCCCACCAGACGGCUGAAGGAUGUGGUGUGGGGACUAAAUUCCUUAUUCACAGACCUACUAAACUUUGAAGACCCUUUAAACAUUGAAGCGGCAGAAAUGUAUAAGAAGAACAAAGUGGAGUUCCAGUCCAAAGUGCAGGAGUACAUUGCAGCCUCCAAGGUGAAGAGAUGAGGAAGGUUUAAACCCAAGUGUCUUAACAACAAUUUGUAGUUAACCUAGAGGACACUAUAUUUAACAGUGGACCUUGUUUGGGUGAACUAAACUAAACCAAAUUGCUGCAAUGUCUCAGACUAAUUAUAGAAGGACCAGUAUAGCACCCAAAUUCACAAACAAAAUUGUCUGCCAUUUUCUGAGGUUCUAGAUUUCUUAACAAGCUUAGAUUUGGUAUAUGUCUUAUACUAAACUACAAGUUUUUGCCCGUUUUUUAUACUAUUCAACAACACAAAAGGGUAAUUUUACGGAGCUCUUUAACUGACAAACAUAUUUACAACUGUGAAACAUUGCUUUAAUAAUCACAUUAGAUCAUUGAUUAUAUACUUUACCAGAAAAGUAACGUCUAGUGAAGCAGGUCCUUUACAAUAAUUGGUCUAAGUGCUAUGUCAAUGUUGUUAGUUAAAUUGUUUUACACACAACAGAACACAAAUACACAAAUGCAAACUAUAUGUAUAUAAAGGCGAUAGUCUGUCCGUUUGUUGUAAAUCAAACAAUGAACUUAUUUGUAUACACACAAUAAAUGUUCACUGCUAAACUGCUCAACCGAUUUUGAUGAAUUUUAGUAAAGAUAUAAAUUGGACUUUAGAGCAAAACACAGGCUACUUUUUAUCCUGGAAGAUGGUUUCCUUGGGAUUUGUUAAAAAUAUCAUUUCCCGGGAACUGAAUCCUCGAUAAUAUUAUAGAGCAUGAUUGAAAGUAUUCUGUUUAUAUUCAACAGUUAUCUUAUGUGAUGAACUUACUGCCACCUCAGAUAUUAGUUUUUCACAUACAGGUCACCAGGUACUUAAGUGAUAUGUAAUCACUUAACUGUUGACCACUUAAAUAUAUUUAAAACAAAUAACUAAUGCUAAGGUUUAAAAACAAUCCUACUAAAAUUCAGCUAUACAAUUAGUAAUGCAUAUUGUGUUGCAAAUGUUUAAGCGUGAUUGUAAUCAUUUGAGAGGUGAAUCGGUUGCGGGCUAUUAUAAUGAUUAAAACGCAAAUACGUUGACACAUUUUAGACAAUACUAUAUUGUAUAAUCCCCAAUUUUGCCUACAUUGCUCAUAGUUUGUCGACUGGUCGCAUGUACGUACAAAAAAUAAAUAUUCUAGUUCUGUGAAAAUUUUGGUUUCUGAGUGAAACCAAAAUGAAUGGGAUUUUUGUGGGGUCUGGUUUGCAUUGCUGUUUGUAUUUGUCGACUUUCAUAAAAAAACGGCAACAUAGAAUAAUUUAUUAUUUUGAUAAUAAUGCAUGCAUAAUACCUGAUAAAAAAUUUACAAUAACUAUAAUUUGGUUUAGUUUUGGUUUAGUCAAAUUGGCACUAGUUUCUACCAUAUAGGCAUAGUUAAUGAAUACUCCAUCACCAGUGAUAUAUCUUUAUCUAAUUAUGUAUCAACAAUUUAGUGAUAUCUAUAUAAGACUACAAGAUAAAUAAUUUAACAUACAUUGACAAUGUUUUGUCUUCCUUAAUUAUACAAUUCCAUAAACAAUUAGGAAUCACGGCAGUGGCGGCCUUAGCGAUUGAGAGCAGGAGACAUUUUUUUAAUAAAAUAUUUUUUUCUAGGUAUAUUUAUCUAAUUGAUUGACAGUACGGAAGAGGCCAACUUAAAAAACCUACUCGGAAGUACGUUUUUUUAAUUGGUCGACUACAACUCUUUUAAUGACAACAUUGCUAUUUAGCUUUUAUAGUUUUCCUUCUAAUUUAAUUUCCUACUUCUGUGAAUUAAUUGACGUAUCCAUAAACAACCGUUUAGCUGGUAGAGGGUGGGACUGUCUGAGUCUUAAAACCUUGAAAUUUUACAAACGUCCGUAAAAUAAAUCUGUUUGUAACAUAUUAAGGUUUUAAGAGAUAAUUUUUGAAAAAAAAUUCAUCCCCACUUUACAUAAGAGAGGUUCCCUAAAAAAAAAUUUUAUAAGAGAGGUUCCCUAAAAAAAUUGUUUUUUCCAGAUUCUAUUUUACGACUUUGUUCAGUAGUAAUUUCUUGUAGUAAUAGUCUUUGCGCUAACCGCGGACAGACGGAUCGACGGGCCGUUUUUAGGGUUCCUUGUUGACUACAGAACCCUAAAAACGUCUAGUUCAGCAGAUGUGCUAGGCUAGAGCAAAGCUCUGAACAAUUAUCCUUCUGAGUCCUAAGGCCACCACUGACCAUAGAUUAUGCCAUUUACGAGUAGUAGCCAGUUUUGCACGGACAAACAUAUUUUAUUUUACAAUAAUAUUUUAUUUGCAUAAUAAAUGAAUGUUUAUAUUUUUCUAUUAUAUGGUGUGCAAAAAUACAUUUCAAUGAAAUAUUGUUUAUAGACAAUUGAGAAAUAAUCAAUGAAAUAAAUGUGCAAUUUUAAUGAAUUGUCCAGAAAAUAAAUUAAAAGAAGCAUUAUUAUUUUUUUAUUAUUAGUUUUUUCAUUAGAAUAUUACCCACAUGUUAUAAAUAUGACCAAUAUUCCUCUUAGUUUGUCCUCCAAAUACCCCAGCAGAGAUCAAACCCAUGACCUCUCAGCCGGUCCGGCCUGUACCUCAGGCUUCCUUUUUUAUUUGUAAAUUAUGAAUUGUAUUUUAUUAUUUUUAACCGACUUCAAAACAGGAGGAUGUUAUCAAUUCGUCAUAAAUCUUUUUUUUUUAAUUUAUUUGUUUCAUACUAAUUUGGUCAAUAUUUAUUUUGAUCAAAUUAGUUGUUCAUUGUAAAGUGAUUUUUAGAUAGCAUGGGUAAGGUGACAGUCGCCUGUAUGACGUUCAUAAUACGUACUAUUAUCCUGAAUCGCGGCAAACUUUCAAGAGUGAAACGAACUGUCACCCGCACCAUCCUACGUGAAACAAACUGUAGGAAACUAAACCUUCCACGGAAUGCUCUGGUUUCAUGUUUGAGGGUAUCUUGUCAAAACUGGGUGGCAUUAUUCGCUUGGAUUUGUCGGAUUUGUGUGUAGAAUAGCGAAAUGAAUUCCUUGUACAAAAUGAUCUUCCGCAAAAGUAAUGCCUGCUAUUUUAUCUUUUAAUAUUUUUACUUUUUUAACACUGUAAGGUUUGUUAGUAAUCUUGUAUUAGAUGAUCACGCAUUGUAUAAUAUACCUACUAUUAGAAUAAAACCUAGUCUAUUUUUUGUUAAAAACUUCUCUAUUCACAGACUCUGGUCUCUAUAGUUUUGAGUGGAAGACGCCUAUAGCUUGGCAAUUUUGUUCGUAACACACCCGAUGGUGCGCGCGGAGCGGGGCGCGAUGAAUGAAAAACCCACGACUGAUAGGUACACGUCACUUCCUCGCACGCACGAUUUCACACCCGCGUAGUCUUUUCCUGUCGUUGUCGUUGAGUGAGUUGAGGAUUUCAAAAAGAUAUUUUUUAAAAAUCUUUGUGCAUUAUGAGUGUUUUAUUCUUUGUUAAAGUAAAAUAAUGUUUUAAAAAAAAGUAAAAAACAUAAACAAUCUAGAAAUAAUGGUAAAUAUUUAAAUUAUAGCGGGUUUUGUGUGAUAGUCGGGCAACCAUCGCUCGUUCUGAUAUCAAUAUUUCAUUAAUUUUUUUUUUUUUUACUUUAUUAUUACACUAGCUGACGCCGCGCGGUCUCACCCGCGUGGUUCCCGUUCCCGUAGGAAUGUGGAGAUAAUAUAUAGCCUAUAGCCUUCCUCGAUAAAUGGGCUAUCUAACACUGAAAGAAUUUUUCAAAUCAGACCAGUAGUUCCUGAGAUUAUCGCGUUCAACCAAAAACAAACAAACAAACUCUUCAGCUUUAUAAUAUUUGUAUAGAUUUAUUAAUUAGCUUGUUUAAUAACGAUUUUAACAAAUACAUUUAUUUAAAUAGCUCCCAUACUACAUUUAAAUGAAAUCGUCAUAAUAAUCAGGCGUGUCCUUGGCGCGCGCGAACUUCCGGAGGUGGUCCACAGAUAAGCCGAUUUGCGCAAUUUGCCCGCGACAGAUGAGUGGUUUGGCGUCUUCCACUCCAAAUGCGCGUUUGCGUUUGGAACCCUCGUAAAGGACAUGUCCCAAUUUUGUAUGGUGGCUGGGCCUUUAUUCAGAGUGUCAACUGAGCAGAACAAAUAUUAUUUUUUCUUAAAAUAACAUAAAUUAUAGGGCUUAAAAUUCAAAAUAAAAAAAAAGUUGGAAUUUUUAUUUUUUCAUUAGCUAACAACAUUAAUUAAGAAUUUUUAUCAUGGCAACAUGCUAACUCACACCUUGAACGUUCGUCUAUGGCGUUUUUAAAGCAAUUUGAGAUUUUUUUGUUUAAUGCUUCUCUGUCUACGAUUUAAUGUUUCUUUUUUUUUACUUGUGUCUUAUUGACAUUUGACAAUAUUACAUGACAUUGACAGCUUACACCGGAUAUGAAUUCAAUUCCAGGUGUUUUUAUUAGCUGCUUUGUACCUUUGACACUAUGUAUCUAAGCUUUGUACACUUUCACUGUAUUGUCUAUGUUUAAUUUGUGUACAAGGGAGCGAAACGAAAAAUAUUUUUAUCUAAUUGAUGCGGGUUCCAAAAAUUCUGAAAAUUAUUUUCUCAACAGCCAAUUGUAUCUUCUAUCCGUAAAAAAUACUAUCGACCUGCUUAUAUAAAUUGUAAAUAAUAAAGGCCCAUUUUGGGACAUGUCCUUUGUUUCUAGAUUUAUCUUUUUUCAAAUCGUGGUUCGCGUCUAAGGCCUUCAGGAAGUCGGCUUGACCCUGGAUGUAGUAAUAAUUUAAUGGUACAAAUGCCUUUGUGUAAACUAAAGGAACGACAGCACAACAAAAACUAAACAGUUUAAUUAUUUACGAGUGAUAAAGGAGGUGUGUGGCAUAGACACCCGUUUACCAACAAACUGUUGCCGAGCAACCACCCAUAAAUAAAUGGUGAUUCAUAAACUUCUUUUCUCGCUUCUUCAGUUUCACACGAAUGUGCUGUGUGUACACCUCGCCGCUAAAUCUAAAGCCAAUCUGUCUUCCAGAAAUAGAAUAUCUACCUGUAUAAAAAAUCCUAUGAUGGACAGGAUGAAAGAUUAGCUUCUUGUGCAGCUUUUUUAUUCCAAUAAAAAAAUUAACAGUA